UGAGUCAGCGCAUCUCCACAGAGUGGGAGUGAUCCUGACUCCACCCUGCCAGCCUUCCAGCCCUCCAGCCCUACACCGCUCCACGGCUCCAGGAAGAGCGUCGGUCCAGGCCUGAAGAGCCCCGGAACGAGCCCCGCAGCCCCGCAGCCCGACUCCCCGCCUCGCCCGGAGCCGCAACAGUUGGAGCGCCUUCAUAUCCGGGCCCGCGGCCGCCGAGCGGCCGCCUCUAACUCGGUGUCAUGUCCCACUCCAAUUACCCUCCGGGGUAUGAAGACGCCCACGCCCCCAUGUACGCCCCCCAGGGUGGGGGCUACCCACCCCAGGGUGGGGGCUACCCUCCACCCCCCGCGUACGGCUUCCCCUCCUACGGCGGUCCUCAGCCGGGCCACCCCUCCGCCCCCUACCCCGCCGGUCCCAACGCCCCCCAGUACCAGGGCGGGUACCCCCCCGGCCCCGGGCCCUACCCCGGACAGCCCCGCGGGGCCGCCGGCCCCCCAGGAGCAGGCUACCCCAGCCCACCCCCCAUGCCUCCGGUGAUGCCCCCCACCAUGCCAGCAGACAUCUUCAUCGAUCACGACGGCGAUGACUUUGCUGCAGGCGGCAGUGAAUGGGACAGCCUGAAAAUCCGGCACGCCUUCAUCAGGAAGGUGUACAUGAUCCUGGCGUCCCAGCUGGCCCUGACCACCGCCAUCGUGUCUGUCUUCAUCUUCGUAGAGCCAGUCCGGUACUUUGUCCAGAGGAACCAGGCCGUCUACUGGGCGUCAUAUGCUGUGUACCUGAUCACCCACCUGGUGCUGGUGUGCUGCACGGGCCCCCGGAGGAAGUUUCCGUGGAACAUCAUUCUGCUGUUCAUCUUCACUCUGGCCUUUUCCUACAUGACUGGAUCCAUCUCCAGUUUCUACGACACCAAGGCGGUGUUCCUGGCUCUGGUGAUCACGGCCGUCGUGUGCAUCGUGGUGACCGUCUUCUGCUUCCAGACCAAGGUGGACCUGACCAAGUGCCAGGGCCUGUUCUGCAUCCUGGGCAUCGUGGUGUUUGUGACGGGCAUCAUCACGGCCAUCGUGCUGUCCUUCAAAUACGUUCUGUGGCUGCACAUGCUCUACGCCGCCAUCGGAGCCGUCGUCUUCACACUGUUCCUGGCGUAUCACACCCAGCUGCUGAUCGGGAACAGAAAGCACUCCAUCAGCCCGGAGGAGUACGUGUUCGCAGCGCUCUCCAUCUACCUCGACAUCGUCCAGAUCUUCCUCUUCCUGCUGCAGAUCAUCGGCCGCUCGUCCAAGUGACACGACCAAGCCUUUCCUCUCCUCCUUUUU
Cololabis saira (Pacific saury) is the source of this 1313-nucleotide messenger RNA. RefSeq names its product transmembrane BAX inhibitor motif containing 1a (gene tmbim1a). Gene Ontology annotation, biological process: negative regulation of apoptotic signaling pathway. The record is from RefSeq and is a predicted model, not a curated record. Lineage: Eukaryota; Metazoa; Chordata; Actinopteri; Beloniformes; Belonidae. The coding region runs from base 240 to 1283 and encodes 347 amino acids. Gene Ontology annotation, cellular component: membrane; Golgi apparatus; endoplasmic reticulum. The transcript has 12 exons.